Messenger RNA from Podospora anserina S mat+, 414 nucleotides. RefSeq lists its product as uncharacterized. Bases 1 to 414 code for a protein of 137 amino acids. The record is from RefSeq and is a predicted model, not a curated record. The transcript is spliced from 2 exons. NCBI's taxonomy places the organism in Eukaryota, Fungi, Ascomycota, Sordariomycetes, Sordariales, Podosporaceae.
AUGCAACUCACCACCCUCCUCACCCUUGCCACCUCGGCCACCCUGGCAUCAGCCGGCUGCUUCACCGGCGGCGCCGUCUGGGGCGAAGACCUCUACAACGCCAACACCCUCAUGUACUUUGCUGUCUGCGGCAGUGACGGCACCGGUACCCACAGCUACAAUGCUGGAGAGACGAGAAGGUGGUGCUAUCAUCUCACGGACAACAAAAGGGUAGACUUUAGCAUCAGAAACAUGCAGUCGAUCAGGGACACAUUGUCGACUGCCAACUGCGAGCUGCUCCGGAACGAGAUUGCUGGGUGUCAGCAUGGUGGGAGGAGGGCGUAUACCAAGUUUGAGUUUACGGCGGAUCCGAAUGAUGGGAGAUGCGCGAAUCUGAGUUACCUCCCACCGGACUGGCCUUAUCGGUGGUGGUGA